Molecule: messenger RNA, 423 nt
Organism: Porites evermanni
Lineage: Eukaryota; Metazoa; Cnidaria; Anthozoa; Scleractinia; Poritidae
Source: the annotation of a GenBank genome assembly
UUCAAGAGCUUGAGCUCUGACAAGUUCCUGCUUUUCGCUGAAGGGAGCAGUGCACGAAUUUACAAAGUUCCUCUGGCUGUUCCAGAGACUCCUUGCUCUCCUCUGGGGAUCAAAACCAACAUAUCCAGACCAGUUGCAGUUGAUUUGGAUCCCAUUAAAGGAAAGGUUUACUGGACUGACGUUACGUUAAAGCAGAUCGUUAGAUCGUAUCCCAACGGGUCCGAUCUUGAAGUAAUAGCGGAGCGUAAUGUGGAAAAUCCUGAUGGAAUAGCAGUUGACUGGAUUGGGAGGAAUGUAUACUGGACUGAUUAUCGAACCAGUAAGAUUGAAGUGUCACGAUUGGAUGGAUCAUACAGAUUUAGCCUCAUUACAUCUGGUUUGGACAAUCCUAGAGCUGUGAUACUUGACAUAAAUGCUAGGUAA